Caenorhabditis briggsae is the source of this 1386-nucleotide messenger RNA. The record is from RefSeq and is a predicted model, not a curated record. The transcript is spliced from 5 exons. Lineage: Eukaryota; Metazoa; Nematoda; Chromadorea; Rhabditida; Rhabditidae. The coding region runs from base 1 to 1386 and encodes 461 amino acids.
AUGAAUAGGACAUUAGAAACUCUAGAUCCGUUUCAUGAAAAAGCUGCAUAUCAUAUCAGAACCUUUGCCACUGAAAUUCAGCGUGAUCCGGAUCAAAUUGCAAAUUCGAAAGCGUUUCUGGCUCUCCUAAAACAUUUCAAUCCACUGGCAAAACUACCGCCCAAUUUACUGAAGGCACUGGGCGUAUUGAGAGCAGAAGAAGCUUCGGAUCCCUGUUCGCAUGAAUCCACUGCAGGAGAAAUCGAAAACCCACAGCCAGUUCAGAGUAAUAACGUUCAUCCAUCGACAACUUCCAACUCUGAAACUGGAAAUAUUCAGCUGAAGGCACUGCGCGUAGUAAAAACAGAAGAAUCUUCGGAUCCCAGUUUCCAUGAACCAACUUCAGGAGCAGUAGAAAAUCCACAGCUAGUUGAUCCAUCGACAAUUUCAAAUUCAGAAACUGGAAAUACUCAGCUGAACCGACGGAAUGAAGUAAAAUCAGAAAAAACUUCGGAUCCUAGUCUGCACGAAUCAACUUCUAAAGAAGUCGAAAAUCCACAACCAGUUAACAAUCAAUUUCCACCAGUUAUUAAUCAUGAACCCCCACUGUAUUAUCAAAAACAACAAUCCAAAUGUGAUAAUUCGAAUUUGCUUCACGUUCCAUACGAUCAGUGGAUUCCGAAAAACGAAUGUUUCGUCUGCGCGAAAGAGCAACUGAAGACCUAUGAAUCGACUAAAAUUGAGAAAAAUCAAAUCGUGCAUAUCCUGACAAGUUGUUUCAUGGUGCAACAAAUGACAUUUGAACGGGUUAAAUUGGUUCUUCGCUCCGUGAGUCAAAAAAUGUGUACAGCUCAUAUUGGUCAAUCGUGCAUGUACACGUAUCAUGUGCUAGGAAUGAAGAACAACAAUGUGUAUGAAGUUCAAGUCGAUAAGUUCAAAUAUUAUCACGAUGUUUUCAGAGUGAUCAGAAGAUUUCAGCGAUAUGUGCUUGAAAAUAAACCAACAGACGUUACUAUGUUUAAUACCAAGAAGAUUUUGAAUCGGUUUAUUCAAAAUAAUGAUGUCACGAAUCUGUUCGGGAAGAUGAUGCGCGAAAAAGCAUAUUUAACGUUUAAUGUACUCGAUGAAGCGAAGUUCACGGAAAUUAUUAUGGCUGAUGAAGACUUUCGCGAAUUCCUUCCACUUGAUAUGAAACUCAGAAACGCCGCAGAGACGCCGCAAAAAAGGACGCCACAAAAAAGAAAGUUCACUGGAGACAGCUUGGCUGUUGUUCCGACGACGUCUUCAAAUAUGCAGCCGAACUAUAUGACUAACAAUGGUGCAACACUUCCGACGCCACAACAUGAACCAAGCACAUCAACUUAUGAACCAUUAGAGAAAGUACCCAAAACCGAGCCAGCCUGGUGA